CCAAUAUAGACAAAGAUAAUCGCAACUUGUAUCUGAUUCUGUGUGGCAGUCUUCCCUCGACCUCCGAAAACUGAGAUAAAGAGCGCCAUCUAUUGGUAAAAUCAUUAUAACAAAGGUGGGACUGAAAAUAAAAAUCGUUCGCGACCACGACGUAUUUCGAAAGAAGCAGCUGGAAAGUCACAAUAUCGCCUUCAAAGCUCCCGUGCAUCAAGACAUCAUGCCAGUAAUGUUGAGACUAGCCCGGCACGGCUGUACGAACAGGCCUUUCUUUCAUCUCAUAGCCAUUCACAACAAGUUUGCCAGAAACAGUGGGAGAGCCUUGGAGCAGUUGGGAACAUUUGAUCCCAUGCCAAACAACCACAAUGAGAAGCUGGUCAGUCUCAAUGUGGAAAGGAUCAAGUACUGGCUGGCGAUAGGAGCACAUCCCACACCACCAGUAUCACAUCUCUUAGGACUAUCAGGCUUGCUUCCAAUACACCCAAGGACCUACGUGAUAGCAAGGAGGGCCAGGCACAAAACUGCUACAAAAGAACAGGCAGCUGCAGCAGAAGCAGAAGUGGAAGGAACAAGUUGAGAAUUCUUUGAGAAUUUGCCACUGAAAUGGACAUCCGAAAGCCAGUAAUGGACACAGACUUGGCAAGAAGUGUAUCAUGUGGAUUAUGAACAAGAUGGUUGAUAUCGAACAUGUCUGAAUAGUUCUUCAUUUGUGUACCAUACUACUAGUUCUUGCCGAUGCAACAUACUUGGUGCUCAUGUCAAUCAAGCUUGGGGGACUUCAGCAUUGGGGACUUUAUAGGGAAAUAUUAAGGGUAAAUUCUGGAAAAAUGGUAUUCUGAUUGCUGGUAAGGGUUAUUAAUGUGUCACAGUCUACAUAUAUUUUCGACCUGCAAAAUAAAACUUUGGUCCUCUCAAACCCUAUCCCCUGGGAUGCUGCAAGGCCAGUUCUCUGAAUUUGGACAAAGGAUAAUAUGUUUCUUGUAGAGAAGGACCUUGUGUAUACUAGCAAUCAAUUACCCCCUCCAUUGAACUACCGGUAUUGCUUCAUUGUAUGAGCUAGAUGUAAUUGGUAAAGGUUGUGUCCUAUGGAAGAAAAGCCAUCCAAUCUGAUAUUCCUUAAUGGUCUGUGAGGAGAGCUUGGCAAACAAGAAAUGUGAAGUCGGGAUGGACAUGUAUUAUUAUUAUGAGCAGCAUCAGUGAUAGUUCGAGUGAACUGUAAAUUUUGUGUGUGUGUGUGCAUGUAGUCUGCUCUUGAAGAAUAUAAACUACACGUAUAAAUGUACGCAAAAGAGAUAGCUAUGACGAUAUAGGGAAUAAAUAAGUAUUUUUACGUUUGAAUGUAACUAAAA
Strongylocentrotus purpuratus (purple sea urchin) is the source of this 1346-nucleotide messenger RNA. RefSeq names its product 28S ribosomal protein S16, mitochondrial (gene mrps16). The coding region runs from base 218 to 574 and encodes 118 amino acids. NCBI's taxonomy places the organism in Eukaryota, Metazoa, Echinodermata, Echinoidea, Camarodonta, Strongylocentrotidae. The record is from RefSeq and is a predicted model, not a curated record. Gene Ontology annotation, biological process: mitochondrial translation. Gene Ontology annotation, cellular component: mitochondrial small ribosomal subunit; ribosome. The transcript is spliced from 3 exons. Gene Ontology annotation, molecular function: structural constituent of ribosome.